AUGCGCAGAGACUGCCGACGCCUCGCUCCCGCGCCGCACCCGCGCGCCGCACUCGAAACAACAUCUCACUGGACUCAUCUCACGCUAAGUUCAGUAGCAUCGAUGUGGGGCGCGGCGAUGGCGGCUGCGGCUGCGGCCGUGGUGCUGUGGUGUCUGCCGGUGGGCGGGCGGGCGCAGGUGCCGCUGGCGGCGCCCGCGUCCCCGUGCCCCGACGUCUUCCAGUACGCGCGCGGCAGCGACGGCGUGUGGCGCGCGCAGGUGUGGGCGUGGCCGCCGGCGCGCGGCCGCCCGGUGCGCCUGCGCGUCGACCUCUUCCUCGAGGCCGCGCUGCCCAACAAAUAUGCAGGACGAAUCCUUUUACUAGAAGAUAAAGACGUAGUAGCUCGAAAAAUUUUGGCAGGGAGUAGAGAGAGCAUAAAAUAUGCAUUAUUAUUUCCAUUACUCUAUCCUCUACCUCGAGUGGAUCGCAUUUCUGUCAAUGACAAGCCUAUGUGCAUUGGACCAAGGGUAAACAGUCCUGUUCUUACCCAGAUCGCUUUAGAACAUACUCUCUAUCCUACCGCAACUCCUCUCAACUCUGGGACCAGUAUUGGCGCACAAGGAAAUUUUAUUCCUGGCACUCAGCCAGGGGGAGAACUUCAUCGACCACAGCCACCAAGACCCCAGCCAACCCAUCAUCCAAACAUUCAAACCCAUCCCAAUUAUCCAAAUUCUCAUCCAGCAAAACCUAAACCAGUAAUUCCCACUGAAACAAAACCACCAUUUCGAGAAACAACUAACAGUCCUCAUUAUCAUCAAACAAGCUCAAAUAUUUGUGGUCGAUCAAUUGCCGCAAACGAAUUAGUAUUUAAUGGGCAAGGUACUGCGAGAGGAGAAUGGCCCUGGAUAGCGGCAAUGUUUGUCAGUCCAGAUGUUGGAAAUUUAGAAUUUCAAUGCAGUGCAACCUUAAUAAACAAGAAGCACGUUGUUACAGCGGGACAUUGCGUCAAGCCAAAGGAUCAACCAGAAGUAGAACCACACCAAAUUGUAGUGUAUCUUGGAAUAUAUAACUUGCGGCGAGUAGCAGAUAUUCACAGUCGAGCUCAUGAGGUUGAGCACAUCUUUGUACAUCCUGAUUACGCAAAAACAACAAGUUUUGAUGCUGAUGUAGCAGUAUUGCGACUAUUAAUUGCUGCAGUAUACACACCGUUCAUAAGGCCAAUAUGUUUAUGGGCAGGCUCCCAAAAAUUGGAAGCAGUAGUCGGCAUGCAAGGAACCGUAAUUGGAUGGGGACGAGAUGAAAUGGGACACAAGGCAACCAACGAACCUCGUCAAACUCAACUACCAAUUGUAUCUCAAGAGGAAUGUCUACUGAGCCAACCGGAUUUCAUUAGCAUAACUUCAAAGAGAACUUUUUGUGCAGGAUUCAGAAACAAUUCUGGUCCAUGUAAUGGUGAUAGCGGAAGUGGCAUGUUCCUUAGAUUCAGUGAUGGAACAGUACCGCGUUGGUACCUCAGGGGGAUAACAAGUGUUUCCCUUUAUGACAGGCAACAAAAUAGAUGUGACUUGCUCAACUACGUUGUUUUUACUGACAUGGCUAAAUAUGGGCGCUGGAUGCAACAAUUUUUGAAGGAAGAAUACAAGUGAUACAAGUGAUGUAUUAUAAAUUAUUUAAGCCAAGGAAUUGCUGAUAGGUAGCGUCUCACACCCAUUGGCCAGAAUUGGGAAGGAAUUGGACUUUAUUUACCCAACAUUUAUAAAUAAAUAUUAGGAAAGUGAUAGUGAUGCCAAAAAGACAUACAGCAUGCCAAAGAACUCAUUCA
This is a messenger RNA of Gryllus bimaculatus (two-spotted cricket), 1802 nucleotides long. Lineage: Eukaryota; Metazoa; Arthropoda; Insecta; Orthoptera; Gryllidae. The record is from the annotation of a GenBank genome assembly.